Molecule: messenger RNA, 1241 nt
Organism: Alexandromys fortis (reed vole)
Lineage: Eukaryota; Metazoa; Chordata; Mammalia; Rodentia; Cricetidae
Product: speedy protein E4A-like
Exons: 7
Coding region: 1-807 (268 amino acids)
Biological process (GO): positive regulation of cyclin-dependent protein serine/threonine kinase activity
Molecular function (GO): protein kinase binding
Source: RefSeq, a predicted model, not a curated record
AUGGGGGAAGGGACGUCAUGUGUGGAUUCAGUGAAAGUCCAGGAGGAGGGCGGGAUAGACCCAAGGCUGGGAUUUGUGGAAGGAAGGAAACAGGUUGGGAGAAUCGUGACCUCUGGCCAACUGUCAUUGUGUUCUGAGCGACAGAGUCCUCAGCUUGGCAUCACCAGGCCCUCACCUGGGGUGCUGACGCAUGGGGAGAUCUCAGGACCAGCAGAACCAAGGGCAGAGGCCAACUUCCAGCCUCCGUUCACCAGCCUAAAGAGGAAGAGGAACUUGUCAUCGGAUUCUGAGGAUGACCUGGCAGAGCUGCUGGACCCUGAGCCUGAGCUAGUGUGGUACGUGGAGACACUGUGUGGGCUCAGGAUGACGCUGAGGAGGAGGCGCGCGUCUAUGGUGAGGCCUGAACACCACAAGGUCUUCACCAGGCUGCUGGAGGAUCCUGUGGUGAAAAAAUUCCUGGCCUGGGACAAGACGCUGAGAGUGUCUGAUAAGUACCUCCUGUCUAUGGUCAUAGCUUAUUUCAGCCGCGCUGGGCUCUUCUCCUGGCAGUAUAGGCCAAUCCACUUCUUCCUGGCUCUGUACCUGGCCAAUGACAUGGAGGAGGACAACCAGGCCCCUAAACAAGAUAUUUUUUACUUCCUCUACGGCAAGAGCUAUGCCCAGCGCCCCAUGUUCCACAAACUACGGUUCCAGUUCAUUCGGUCCAUGGGCUGGAGGAUCUGGGUGUCCCGGGAGGAGUGUGAAGAGAUCCAGGCUUACAACCCAGAGCUGUGGGUGUGGGCACGAGAUCGCACCAACCUCACCUAGAAACUUAGAACUGUAGAGGCCUGAGGUCAUCGGCCUAAGGAAGAUCCCUGUGCCCGAGGGAAACACUCUAUGCCAACAUUAAGAACCGCUGGGAGAAAUGAGAGAGGACGCCUUCCACAGGAACUAGAAGAACCCAGACUCUUCUAGAAGGAUGGAAUGGAAUCACCACACCGUGCUCCUGAGCGGGAACAUGUGUAGGGGCUCUGGUGGGGAAGCCAGACAUCAGGAUUCCUCCAGAGCCCACUCCACUCAGCGACACCAUCUAAAUGUCAUCCGGAUGUCCCCAGUCCCGUCUCCCCAAGGCAGCAACCCUGUGGGUCCCUAUAACUGGUCUCCACAGGCUCGGGCCAUUUGAAGGAGGCUCCUCAGGGCUCAGACGAGAAGGGAAAUAUCUACAAAGAACAGUAUUUGAUCUAUAUAAUUGUAAUAACUUU